ACCCCCCGCCGCCCGGCGCGGCCAUGGGGGCGCAGGUGACCAGGAGCCUGCUGUACGAUUCCAUAGGUGGGUCGUUUUCAGCUUCUUCGCACCGAUGCCACCACAAGCAGAAGCACUGUAUUCCCAUCCCACAGUGUGGAGCUCUAGCCAUCAGCCCCCUGCUUUUCCAUCCGCACACGAAGGGAUCUCAGAUCAUCAUGGACACAACUCAGAAGGCAGUGAAGCGCCAGGCUAGCUUCUGCAAUGCCAUUACCUUCAGCAACAGGCCCAUUGUUAUCUAUGAACAAGUCAGGCUUAAGAUCACUAAAAAGCAGUGUUGCUGGAGUGGGGCUCUUCGACUUGGGUUUACUUCCAAGGACCCAUCGAGGAUUAACCCUGACACUCUGCCCAAGUACGCGUGCCCUGACUUGGUUUCACAAAGCGGUUUUUGGGCCAAGGCUCUGCCAGAAGAGUUUGCCAACGAGGGAAACAUCAUAGCCUUCUGGGUGGACAAGAAGGGACGGGUUUUCUAUCGGGUGAACGACUCUGGUGCGAUGCUCUUCUUCAGCGGGGUGAGGACAGCAGAGCCCCUCUGGGCUUUAAUUGAUGUCUACGGACUCACCCGCGGAGUGCAGCUCUUAGACAGCGAGAUCAUUCCUCCCGACUGCCUGCGGCCCCGCUCCUUCACCGCCAUCCGCCGGCCCUCGCUGCGGCGGGAGACGGAGGACACGCGCCUCUCGGUCAGCCUCUGCGACCUCAACCUGCAGGAAGAGACCUUCCACGUGACAGCCACCACCUGUCCCAUCCCACAGAACUCCCUCAACUCCCAGCACUCCCACCUCCUUCCGUCCCAGCUGGAGAGCGACCUCCGCUUCCACCACCUCCGGGGACCCCACGUCAAAAUCCUCGACGACCAAACCGUGGCCCGUCUGGAGCACGCCCGGGAGGAGAGGACUUUGGUUUUCACCAGCAGACCCCUUCGGAUCAACGAAACCAUUUUUGUCAAAAUCAACAAGUCCAACGCGGUGCGCACGGGGACGUUGUCCUACGGGGUGACGUCCUGCGACCCCGGCACUUUGCGCCCCAGCGACCUCCCCUACAACCCCGAGUCCUUGGUGGACAGGAAGGAGUUCUGGGCCAUCUGCCGAGUCUUGGUGCCCCUGCAGAGCGGAGACAUCCUGGGAUUUAUGGUGAAUUCAGAUGGUGAGCUGCACCUGAGUCACAACGGUGCUGGCACUGGCAUGCAGGUCUGCGUGGACUGUUCCCAGCCCCUCUGGAUGUUCUUCGUUUUACACGGCGCAGUCAUGCAAAUCCGAUUGUUGGGUUCUACCACCUUAGCCGAGCGGCUGGGCCUGUCCACACCGAGCUCUCCCACAUCCAGCCCCAAUUCCCCCACCGUCCUCUGCAGCGGCGUCUCUGACCCCAUACUGUCUACAUGUGGCUCCGGCCCCCUCUGCAGCUCUAUCAGUGGCACAGCUCCCAACUCUCCGAUCAGCUUGCCUGAGUCCCCCAUCUCCCCCUCCGUCGCAGGGCCCUGGGGAGAUGAAUGCACCAUCUGCUAUGAGAACAUGGUAGACACAGUCAUUUACUCCUGUGGACACAUGUGUCUCUGCUAUUCCUGUGGGCUGAAGCUCAAGAAGAUGGCCAACGCUUGCUGCCCCAUUUGCAGACGGGCCAUCAAAGAUAUCAUCAAAACAUAUCGCAGCACCUAGAGCAGCAGCAGACGCUGUGGUGGGGACUGGGCAGGUGGGGAGGAAACAACACAGGUCUUGGUCUCUAUUAAUCAUCCCAAGAGAUUAAAAAACCAUCAUCCGCCAUCAUCCUGAUCCCCUCUUCCAUGAAGAACAGAUGAGACAAGCUUAGAUGCUGCUCUUCUACCCUUCAAACAAGCCCUGGGGCUGAACUCCAGUGUGUCAGGGAAGUUGGGAUGGACUGCUCUCCCUUGUGGAUUUUAUCUCUAAGAAACCCAACCCAGCUGGUGCAAUCAUCCCUUUUCUACAGCGUGCCCAGCAGGAGGAGUCUCCAGUGUUCAGCAGAGACAGGAAGCAGUAAAAAGUUGAGUGCUACACAUCUCCUUCCAGAGACAACCCCCAUGCAGAGAAGAGCUUAGCAGAAGAGAAAGAGGUAACAUGUUUCUGCAUACAACCAACCUGACCAGAGGAAACCCCUUAGAAAGGACAGUGUGAGGCAAAAUUUGACCGAGGGAGGGACAUGCAGUGAGCACAUUGCCAGCAGAAAGGCUGAGGCCACUGCAGAAGAGGACCUGGGAUUUGUGAAGCAAAAGCCAGCCCAUGUCUGCAGGCAGAAGAGCAGCCAUGUGUCAGGGCCUUAAGGGCUGUCGCUGGCUCCUCCCUCACUGUUUCUUGGCAGAGGCAUUUGUGGCACAUGUGGCAGCCAACACCAGCCCUGGCCUUGCUCUCUCUCCCAGCAGCAUCCAGCCACCUCCUGUCGCCAUCCUGUUGUGUGAGGAGCAUCUCUCACACCCCACCAUCGCCGGUUUGCAUGAGGUCUCCACGCAGCACAAGGGAUUCAGCAGCAUCUCUGCCUCCGUGGGCCUGCAGGAGAGGAAGAUAUAUCUCCCUCAGCUUUCCUCCCCCUGCUCUCCAGACAGCACAUGUAAGGGAGAAAACAAAAAGAACCAAACAAAAAAAGCUCCAAGCCCACUGGGGAAGAAUGUAUAAACCCACAUGUCUAUGGGUUUCAUUUACUGGUAACUUUAUCACUGUGCUUUACAACAAAACCAGCCAGGUGGUAGUCAGCCCUUCACAGCCAGCCUCAUGUGUUAGGAAAAAAGGAAAAAAAAACCCAGCCAGCUUGCAGGGUGUGGUUUGCUUUGGUUUGUGUAGAUCAAUCCCCUUCCCUCCUGGCCUCAUGGCUGGCACCCGUAAUGGUGGCCCCGGCUCGCCCUGACAAACGCUGCUGCGCCAGGGCUGCUGGCAGCAGCACCCUCCAGCCUCAUCCUGCCGCCUUCUAGGGAGGCACAGAGGGUAGAGACUGUGUGUGGGCCGUGAGAGGUGAUGCAGGCCAGGGCACAGCAGCAGUGCCCUGCUACAUUGCCCACCAGGCCAGGCUUAGGAAAGCCAUGGAGUUGCACUCCUCCUGCCAAGCCUUUCCCUGCACCUCAGCAUGUGGCCGCUGCCAGGGCAGCGUGGCAGAGGGAUAAAAGCAUUUAAUAUCCACAGGCACUCGCUGCAGUGGGCAUCGUGCCCCCCAGACAGUGGGUGGUGAAGGAGCACUUGCAGAAGCUGCUCCCAAGAGCACCUGGAAAGCAUGUCCUCAGCCUGUUCUCUCAAGGAACUGAAAAACGAGGCUACUGGCUGGAGAGCACAUGGUAGAGCCUUUCUCCAAAGGCACCACCAUCACUGCAGCCUAGCAGGGGGUGUGCAGCUACCCCCAGCCUGCCCCAGCGGGCAGUGCUAACUUGAACUCUGAUAUUCUGGUUACAGGGAUUUAUGUUGUUUCUUUGCAUACCUCUCACAUACACCCCUGACCCAGCCCUGCCCUGAGCUCCAGACCAGCUCUCAAAAGCCCCAGAGCAUCAUGGCUCCUGUGCCCAGAUGCCCUCACUGAGGGGUGGGAAGAGGCAAGUUUGGCAUGAGUCUGGGGUAAGUAAGAGCAGCCAUGGCUGGAGCAGAGCCAGGCCACAGGCAUGCAGCCAGCCUCCAGCGGGCCCCAGGACACAGCCAUGACCAUCAGACACAGGGAGCCUGUUGCAGUAGUUACACAAUCUCCAUUGCAAAGACUUUGGAGAGGAAGAACCCAAGAGGUAAGGAAGGUGUUGAUGAAACAGUGGAUGUGGGGAAACGUGCAAUAAGCAGCCUCCCGAGCCUUCACCACACCAGUGGGACCAGUUCCCCUCCGCCCAGGGCAAGCCAGUGGGUACCUUUUAUUUUUCAAGAAACUCCAUCCAUGGUUACCAGUGCAGUGGUGUGAACUCCCUUUUCACCUUUUGAAUUCAGAGUGUUUUAAUAUAUAACGGUGUUUGCUUUCCUGUGGACCAAACUCUAGGAGUUAGCAGAAGCUGAAAGCUCCCCCAAGCAUCCGAGCUCAAACAUUGGGGUUGAAACCCUGCUCCCAGCAUCAGCUGACCUCCAGUUGUGAGGAGGGAGGAGAAGAGCAAGGCUCUCUCCAGGGAGAAAAAAAACAACAAUAAAGAGCAAAAGCAGUAACAACAAUCCUAACCUUUUGUUUUGUUUGACUGGUGUAGGUUCCCACGUACCUCCGUGUUCUUGUGUCCUUUGCAUUUCAUUGCUUUACUUUAAGAUGUUUUGUGUUCUGUUUAAAGAGAAGAAUAACUCAUUGUGGA
Colius striatus (speckled mousebird) is the source of this 4285-nucleotide messenger RNA. RefSeq names its product neuralized E3 ubiquitin protein ligase 1 (gene NEURL1). Gene Ontology annotation, molecular function: ubiquitin protein ligase activity. Lineage: Eukaryota; Metazoa; Chordata; Aves; Coliiformes; Coliidae. The coding region runs from base 24 to 1691 and encodes 555 amino acids. The transcript is spliced from 6 exons. Gene Ontology annotation, cellular component: postsynaptic density; plasma membrane. Gene Ontology annotation, biological process: nervous system development; negative regulation of Notch signaling pathway. The record is from RefSeq and is a predicted model, not a curated record.